AUGCGCAUAUAUAAUUGGAAUGCGAGAAAAUUGGAAAAAGAAGAAGCUAGUCGGCUGGUACGUAGCUCGCUGUGGAUCCAAGAGCAAACGGGAAGGGAAGGAUACAUCAACGAGUUGAGAGAGUACAUUGAAGUAGAUAGCUACGGACCCUGUGGCACUCAAAGUUGUCCGGAAACGAACGGAACACCCACUGCUGCUAUUCUACCUUGUCUGGACAUGUUGGCCGAGAAUUACAAAUUCGUUCUAGCAUUCGAACGUUUCAUUUGUGACGACUUUGUCACGAAAAGAUUUUUCGAUCUGCUCAGUCGUAAUACUGUGCCUAUCGUUUUCGGGGGAGCUGAUUAUAAACUGAUUGCACCACCACAUUCGUUCAUUGAUGCUCUGUCGUUCAACCCGAAAGAGUUAGCUGAUCACUUACUGAAACUUGAAAAAGAUGAAAAACAUUAUUUCCGUCAUUUUUGGUGGAAAGACGUUUACAAGGUGCAUUCGGGAUAUGGAGAAUUGGCUUCUCGACCGUUUUGUGAUUUGUGCGAGAAACUGAAUAGCAAUCUUCCUCGCAAAAUUUAUCGAAAUCUUGACGAUUGGUGGUACAACAACACCAAAUGCAGCGCUCCAGAAGACCGUGGCAUUGUGAUCCGGCAUAAUGGAACUGUCGAUGACCUGCACAGCAUUCAAAUUCCCUGGUCUUUUGAUGAUUAGAUUCGUGCUCACCUAUGAUUUUAAUUUUAUUAUCGUGUACUCAUCUAAGCUUAAGUUAAAAUUUAAAAAAAUUCUUAUUAACGA
Daphnia pulex (common water flea) is the source of this 783-nucleotide messenger RNA. RefSeq names its product alpha-(1,3)-fucosyltransferase C-like. The coding region runs from base 1 to 699 and encodes 232 amino acids. Gene Ontology annotation, molecular function: alpha-(1->3)-fucosyltransferase activity. The record is from RefSeq and is a predicted model, not a curated record. The transcript is spliced from 6 exons. Gene Ontology annotation, cellular component: membrane. NCBI's taxonomy places the organism in Eukaryota, Metazoa, Arthropoda, Branchiopoda, Diplostraca, Daphniidae.